GGUGGUCGAUGCCAUGGCGGAGCACUUCACGCGUUUUGCUGACGACGAGCGCGCCAUGCCCGUCGUGUGGCACCAGACGCUGCUCUGCUUCGUGCAGCGCUACAAGUCCGAGGUCCGCGCCGCGGAUCGCGACGCGCUGCGGCGCCUGUGCGCGGCGCAGCAGCACUACCAGGUGACGCCCGAGGUGCUGCGGGAGCUGGACCACUCGGCGCCGCGCGAGCAGCGGCGCGCGGAGCGGCAGCGGCAGGAGGAGGCGGCGGCGGCGGCUGUUGGGAAGCACGUGCAGGAAGAUGUGCGGAACCUGCCGCCGGUCCCCAUGCUGGAUGACUGA
This is a messenger RNA of Monoraphidium neglectum, 331 nucleotides long. RefSeq lists its product as hypothetical. NCBI's taxonomy places the organism in Eukaryota, Viridiplantae, Chlorophyta, Chlorophyceae, Sphaeropleales, Selenastraceae. The transcript has a single exon. Gene Ontology annotation, biological process: rRNA processing. Gene Ontology annotation, cellular component: preribosome, small subunit precursor; nucleolus; cytoplasm. Gene Ontology annotation, molecular function: snoRNA binding. The annotation marks the transcript as partial. The record is from RefSeq and is a predicted model, not a curated record.